This is a messenger RNA of Larimichthys crocea (large yellow croaker), 2676 nucleotides long. Its product is annotated as solute carrier organic anion transporter family member 1C1. Gene Ontology annotation, cellular component: basolateral plasma membrane. Bases 323 to 2431 code for a protein of 702 amino acids. The transcript is spliced from 15 exons. Gene Ontology annotation, biological process: sodium-independent organic anion transport; transmembrane transport. The record is from RefSeq and is a predicted model, not a curated record. NCBI's taxonomy places the organism in Eukaryota, Metazoa, Chordata, Actinopteri, Sciaenidae. Gene Ontology annotation, molecular function: protein binding.
UAGUUUUAGCAGCUUUUUGGCGCAUCACGUGUGCUUCAGUGUGAACACGGUGCUCUGUAUCCACCCCGCCGCUCUCAUUGAAACACUCUGUUCUCCGCUGUAUGAGGAGGUGAUCAGUGUGAGUGGGUGACUUGAAGGGGAAGAGGGUCGUUUCAUUUGUGAAACAAACGGGAUUCUUUUUGCCUCACUGUUUAUUUCGACAUAAGAAGUUAAAGACGCCGUGAAGGGAAGCUGAAGCUUCGAGUUGGGUGUGAGUGAGGACAGUCAUAAUAAACCAUUUAAAGAGAAACCACAGCUCAGGCAAAGUACAGUAAAGGCUGCCAUGAAGAAGAUGGACAACACAGCCACAGGCAGCUGGACUCCAGACAACAACCCUACCUCCUCCACAAUGAAGAACUCCUGCCAUCCCAAUCUGAAGAUGUUCCUCGCAGCCUUGUCCUUUGCCUACUUUGCCAAAGCUUUAUCUGGCAGCUACAUGAAAAGCACAAUUACACAGCUAGAGAGGCGAUUUGACAUCCCCAGUUAUCUGAUUGGAAUCAUAGAUGGGAGCUUUGAAAUAGGGAAUUUGUUGGUGAUUGCCUUUGUAAGCUAUUUUGGAGCCAAACUCCACCGUCCCAAGAUCAUAGCAGUCGGAUGUAUAUUGAUGUCUUUCGGGACUUUCUUGAUUGCGAUGCCUCACUUCAUCAUUGGCCGCUAUAAGAUCGAAACAUCAGUUAGAGCUACAGUGAAUUCAACCAACAACCUCUCUCCAUGUCCAGAAAGCUCACCUGAGUCCACCAGGACAGGUGACAGACCCUCUAUACUGCUCUCUAGAGGCUGUGAGCGGGAGUCCAGUGUUUCGAUGUGGAUCUAUGUGUUUCUCGGCAACGUCCUGCGUGGGAUCGGAGAGACUCCAGUACAGCCUCUGGGAAUCUCUUAUAUUGAUGAUUAUGCACAAUCCGAAAAUGCUGCCUUUUAUAUUGGAUGUGUCCAAACCAUAGCAGUUAUUGGUCCUGUCUUUGGGUACCUGCUGGGCUCGCUGUGUGCCAAGAUCUACGUUGACAUUGGCUAUGUGGACAUGGAGACGGUGACUAUUACCCCUGGUGAUGCCCGUUGGGUGGGGGCGUGGUGGCUGGGCUACCUCAUUGCUGGUACUAUCACCCUCAUGUCUGCUGUUCCGUUCUGGUUCCUGCCUAAAUCGCUGCCUAUGCCUGUGGAUAAACACGAUACCAGCUGCACUCCAGAGCAAACCAGGUUUAUCAAAGAUUCCCCAACAAUGGAGCACAAGUUCAGACCUGAAGAGCCAGCUAAUUUACAUCAGAUGACCAAAGAAUUUGUGCCCACAGUGAAGAGUCUCCUUGGAAAUCCUGUGUACAUCAUCUACUUAUGCGUAACCAUCAUUCAGUUCAACUCUCUCAUCGGGAUGGUUACCUACAAACCCAAAUAUAUUGAGCAACACUAUGGCCAGUCAGCAUCAAAAGCCAAUUUUCUUAUGGGCAUGAUCAACAUCCCGGCUGUGGCCCUGGGGAUGUUCUCUGGAGGGGUUGUCAUGAAGAAGUACAAGCUAGGUAUCAUGGGAGCAGCCAAAUUUGCCUUUGGGACCUCUCUGUUGGGCUACUUCCUGUCAAUCUUUUUCUUAGCCAUGGGCUGUGAGAACUCCAAGGUGGCAGGCAUCACAGUUUCAUAUACCGGAGUGGAAGGCUUGUCUUAUAAGGAACCGUCUCUCUUCUCUGACUGCAAUUCGGGUUGCUUGUGCUCAAUAAGGGAGUGGGAUCCAGUGUGUGGAGAGAACGGGAUCACCUAUGUGUCACCGUGCUUGGCUGGAUGUGCCUCCUCCACUGGAUCUGGCAGAAAUACGGUGUUUGACAAUUGCAGGUGUAUAGCACUCGCUUCUACCCAACCAGGCAACCUGACGGCCACUCUGGGCCAGUGUCCACACAGAGACAACUGUGACAAAAUAUUUCCUUACUUCCUGGCUUUGUCCGUCCUCAGUUCCUUCAUCAUCUCUCUUGGGGGAACACCUGGCUUCAUGCUGCUUGUCAGGUGCAUAAAACCUGAGCUGAAAUCCCUUGCUCUUGGAAUUCACACGCUGGCCACUCGCACCCUUGCUGGAAUACCUGCCCCUAUAUACUUUGGAGCCAUAAUCGACACAACAUGUCUCAAAUGGGGAUACAAGACGUGUGGAGGAAGAGGAGCCUGCAGAAUAUAUAACACCUCAGCUUACAGGAUCGUGUACCUGGGUCUGACAUUGGGCUUGAGGACAGUCUCCUUCUUCCUUUGUAUUUCAGGCUUCGCACUACUUAAAAGACACAUUAAGAGAGAAGAGAAAUAUGCUCUGACCAAUGGGAGUGCAGAGCUGGAGUCGCUAAGGAAAGAGGAGAACAACUCCAUACACUGUGAGCAGUUUAUACUGGCCUCGGACUGCAAUCCUGACAGAGAGACUUGCUUGUGAGCCUCAGCAGCGACCUCAUCUCUUCUGACUUAACUCUGCGGAGCACCUCAGAUGUAUAGAGGAACACACACUGUGGACACUUUUCAUAGCACACAGAGUAUAUAUUUGUACAGGAUUUGUGUAGCUGUAAGAUACCUGAAAUACAAGUCAUUUUAGAUAUGCUGGAAUGUAAAAUUGUAUGUAAUUGUGUUUUUCAGGAAUGGAAGACUUUUUGUAGAAAAAAAAGAAUGUAAUUGUGCUGUAUU